CAUCACCAUUUCAUCAAUACAAGCUUAACUCUCCACAUACAUUUUGCAAUCAAACAAAUCAAUCGAAGGAUGGAAGGAAAAACUUUGAUCGUAAGUGUGCUCUUAAUGAGUCUGUUCAUGGCACAAAUUCAAGUUGACGCCAAGAGCUGCUGUCCCAACACAACUGCUAGGAAUAUCUACAACACUUGCCGCUUAGGGGGAGGUUCCAGGGCACUAUGUGCAAACCUUAGCGGCUGCAAGAUUGUUAAUGGAAAAUGUCCUAACGGAUAUACCCAUGACAUUCUUGAAAACACUGGUGAUGCUGUCAAUGAAUACUGCAAGUUGGGAUGCGUAUCCUCUGUGUGCGGAGCUUUGACCACUCUCCAGAACUCCGAUGCAAGUGAAAUCGUCAAUGGAGCAGUUGAAAAAUGUGCCAACGCAUGUUUGACAGUCUGCACCAAAAACUCGAUGAAUGCAGUUGAAACUGCCUAAACAACCAUGAAAAUACCACGGGUGAAGGAGGUUCACAGUGUUUUUUUUUUUCAUGUUUGCAAUAAUUGUCAUGUAUGCGACAACAAUGUUAAGAUCUUCGUGCUCGUUUACGUAUGUGUGUUAAAGGUUGUCAAUCUCUAGAUUGUAUAUGCCUUUUACUCUUUAUUUUUAAAAUAAUGAAUAAUGUGUUUCGUAUAAAUCUUCUGUUCUCAUC
This is a messenger RNA of Camelina sativa (false flax), 685 nucleotides long. Its product is annotated as DELTA-urthionin-Uf1a. NCBI's taxonomy places the organism in Eukaryota, Viridiplantae, Streptophyta, Magnoliopsida, Brassicales, Brassicaceae. Gene Ontology annotation, biological process: defense response. The record is from RefSeq and is a predicted model, not a curated record.